UCUUGUUUCCGGUUGCUAAGAGCAACACUCGUAAAACAAAUUAAAGAAGCACUUGCUCAUUAAAGUAACAUUGAAGAGAGGGGUAUAAAGUUUCCAAUCACGAUGGCAGCUACAGCCAGAGGAGAACGUGAAAUGAUGGAAAGAGCCUCUAAAAAAUUGACAGAAACAAAGGAUCCACUUGAGAGAUUGCGUCUUCAGUGUCUGUCACGUGGGGCAAAAGGCAUCAAAGGGCUUGCUAGUUAUAACACUGCUUGUGUGAUAUUACUAAAAAUGACCUCAUUGACCAAAAUCAUGCUGGAACUUCCACCCAUGUCCCAGGCCAGGAUAAACAUCAUAAUGCAAGCUUUCAGUAAACUGGACAAGACCCACGACGGGAUUAUCACAAUUGAAGAUUUGAAAGGUGUUUACAAUGUUAAAAAGCAUCCCAAAUAUCUGAACGGUGAAUAUACAGAGGAUCAGUGCCUACAGCUGUUCUUAGACUCCUUUGAUUCGGACAACAAAGAUGGUCAGGUCACCAAAGAAGAAUUCCAGAAUUACUACUCUGGCGUUAGUGCUUCAAUAGACUCAGAUGCUUAUUUCGAUCUGAUGAUGAGGUCAGCCUGGAAGCUGUAGUUGAUAUUAUCCACUGGGUGUAGACCAUACAGCCGAAGGACGAUGGAUGAUGGACGACCGAGUAUUUAAGUGAGUGAGUGAGUUGGUGAAUGAGAGAGUGAGGGAGAUGCAAAAACAAGAGAGAGAGAGAGAGAGAGAGAGAGAGGAGGAAGGUGAGAGAAAGAAAGUGAUAGGGUGAGAGAGAGAGAAAGAGUGAGUGAGUGAGUGAUUGAGUGAGUGAGUGAGAGUGAGUGGGGGAGUGAGAGAGAAUGUGUGUGUAUAAAUGUAUGCUGAGGUGUAGGCCAUGGAGCUGACUGGAUUACUAGUGGAUAUCUGAGAGAGCAUGUGAGAAAGAAAAAGUAAAUAAAGGAAGAGAGAGAGAGAGAAAGAGAGAGAGAGAGAGAGAAAGAGAGAAAAAGAGAAAGAAAAAGAAAGAGAGAAAGAGAAUGCGAGAGAUGAGGAUACUAUGCCAAUUGUAGUCAAUGGCAGCUAACCACUAGCCGGUUAUGUGCUACACACACACACACACACACACACUUAAAUACACACACACAAAUAUACAUAUGCAUGUGUGUGUGCGUAUGUGUUUGUGAGCACGUGUGUGUGCGUGUGUAAUGUGCCCAAUAUAGAUCUGGGUAUUAGAAGUUCAAAUAAGAACACAAUAAGCAAUUUGCACAUAUACUAUACUGUGAUAGUGAGAGACUCUAUGGGAAGCUUGUAUCCAUGUAUGUGAAGGUGCCACAUAUGAAUAGUGAUUAUGUUCAGCACAGCAUGUAUUGGACAACAUGUGGGAAACCUGAGAUAAAUUUGUGCCAAAUUGUUUAAUAUAAGAUUUGCUGUGCCCAAAUCUUUGAUAAUUAUUCAGUAGCACCACUUAAUGAAUGUACGAAAUAAAAAAUUAGCUAGGCCAUUACAGCUGAGUUAUAGUUUGUAACUGAUAUAAAUAGUGACUAGAUAUACAGCUGUUUCUUUGUAAGCAGAUAAAUGACCGGUACAGCAUGAACGUGAAAUAUGUCAAGCCAAUCUAUUCUGUUUCUUUGAAUGAGAAGAUGCGAAGGCUGUAACAAGAUCUAUUUAUAUCUGUUUGAAGUUACGCAUAAAAAGACUUAUAAAUUGUACUUUAAUAUAUAUAUAUAUAUAUAUAUAUAUAUAUAUAUAUAUAUUUAUGUGUGUGUGUGUGUGUGUGUGUGUGUGUGUGUGUGCGUGCGUGCGCGCAUGUAUGUAUUUCUUCAUUUAUUAUUAGUAACAGAGGAAAUAUUAGUUCAAAAUUAGUAAUCCGUAUGAAUACUUAAAGUGUGUAAAUGUUGUAAAUGUUGAAACUGUGGUAUCCAUCUUGAGAAAGUAUCUUCGUAGACGUACAUUGUUAAAAACGCAUAAAAAUAUCAGCAGCUGCUGAAGGGCAGCCAGUAUUGGUUGAUGAAAUUACUGGUAUGGUUAAGCAAUAAUUGAAAGGUCACUCAUGUCGCAUUUAGCCGGUAGGGUGAGAAACGAUGUAUUAUUAGUGAUGGAAGCAGUAUAAGUUCAAAAUUAGCAAUCUGUAUAUGUAUUUAAAGAGUAUAUAUGUUGAAAGCCUUUUUAUAUUGUAAAUAUGGUGUAAAUAUAACGAACAAUAAAAGACAACACGUGUUAGUUUAGUGCUUUAAUGGAAAGAGGAAGUGAGAUAACGUUUCGUAAGUUCGUCCUUCUUCAGUAGAAAAGGAGAAGUAUGUAUGUAUGUAUGUAUGUAUGUAUGCAUGUAUUUAUGUACAUGUGUGUGCGUGUGUGUAUGUAUGUAUACAAAUACAUAUAUAUACAUACAUACAUACACACACAGUGUAGACAAACACACGUACACAUGCCACAUGUACACACAUACGCGCACUCUCUCACACACUCUUACAUAACACACACUUACGCACACACACACACACACACAGAUGCAAACAAGCAUGCUCACAACCUUCUCACGGACACCAUUGCAACUAGUAGAAACAGCGAUCAGAUGGCGGUUUUAAUAGUUUUGCGCGUUGUGAAUGCCGAAAGAAGCUCCUCGGCAGUGUGACUAUCACCACCCUCCGCAAACAUAUACAGACCAGCCGCCGCAUCGUGCAGCUGUCGCAUCGUGGAUAUGUCGCUGGCUGAAGAUACGAGGGUCGAUCGAAUGAAUUUGUCUGCUCGCAGCUACAUAGGUAUUUAAAGCAAUUAGCGGUUAUCAUCGAUUCUGAGUAGAGGUUGUAUGUGUAUGAGGACGUGUGUGUGAAUAUUUGAGUGCGCGUGUGUAUAUGUAUGUAUGUUUGUGUGUAUAUGUGUGUGAGAGAGAGCGAGAGAGAGAGAGGGAGAAGGAGAGCGAGAGAGAGAGGGGGAGAGAUAGGGAGAGGAUAUGUAUAUGUUCGUGCAUGUACGUGCGUGUGCGUGUGCUUGUAUAUGUAAUUAUAUUUUGUGAGAUAAGAUAUAUGACAUCCAAACAAAUUCGUUUUUUUUUUUAUCAUUCAGAAGCUGAAUCGUCAACAAACAAUCUAUAAAUAAGUACAGAUAGCAAAAUUAUUCCUUUUACGUAUUCCAUUUAUCUAUAAAAUUCAUAAAGUUCAAAACUUGAAGGAGAUUUAAUUUCAUGAAUACACUAAAAGAUAUAGUCACUCAAUACAGCAUUGUCAUUUUGGUAAACGUUAGUGAAAAAAAAGUAUUAUCUCGUAUCAUCCUAGAAUUGUAUCAUAAAUAAAUUUAUAUUAACACAAGAUUAGAGUGUAUGUAUAUUAUUUCAGCACUGUAUUAUACAUGAGAGAAUGCUAUAUGUUCACGAGAAUAUAAAUAUAUUUAUAAUUAUAUUAUGUUGUUAUAUUAAACAAAUAUUAUGUAUAUUAUUUCAGCACUUUAUACAUAAGAGAACUCCGUAUAUAUAAGGGAAUAUAUAACUAUAUUACGUUAACAUAUUAACCAUAUGUAUAUUAUUUCAACACGUAGAUGACAUAAACCUCAAUUCUUCUCUAAACUUGUAUAGCAUGUCAUCCUCAUACAACCUGGACACAUUAGACCAAAUUUGCUCUGACUACAUGCCAAUCUUUUCACUUUUAACAUUAAAGUACUUCGUACCUACUGAACAUAUCACGAAAACAUUAUAACAUCUCACCCUCUUAUAACAUAAGCAUCAUUCAGAUAGAUCCCUUGCUUUUACUUCAAACACUAGACUUCAAUAUCACGGAGAAUCUCUCUUGGCAAAUACACAUUAACAUUGCAAAGACUGCAACUUAAAAAAACAGUCUUUCUUAUUAGGGCCCUUCUUGUGAGUUUUGGCUGCUAUUUUCAGCGGGUUGAAUUACUGUGCCAACUCCCUGUUGAACAAAUUUGCCAAAGUAUGAUAUUUUUCUCUACGUCUCUCUUAUCCUUCCUUCUGUCUUACGCCUUUCUAUUUCAUAUGUUCAAAGUAGGGGGAUGGACUAAGAGGCUAGUCAGUUAAUUACUCCAGUGAAGUGGUAGCCUUUAGAAACGGACAGAGUUUUUCCUGUCAGAUAUAUACAUAACACAUAAUCAUCAUAACAGUACGCACACACACACACACACACACACACACACACAUACACACACACACGUGUUAUAUAUAUAUAUACACAUACAUACAUGCAAGCAUGAAUACAUACAUACAUACAUACAUACAUACAUCAUACAUACAUACAUACAUACAUCAUACAUACAUACAUACAUCAUGCAUACAUACAUACAUGCAUACAUACAUCAUACAUACAUACAUACAUGCAUACAUACAUACAUACAUACAUACAUACAUACAUACAUACAUGCAUACAUACACACGUUGCGAGUGUGGAUGAGAUUGGUGCGGCUGUUGCUUCUUAAAACGAACUCCGUUUUCAUUGGUUCAAUGGCCGAUCAUUUCACACCAAACGAACGACUGCUGAUGAUUUUGCAACGAUAACGAUAUUUCUUUACACUCUCGUGGAAUUUUCUUUACCAUUUCUUCAUUAUAUUCUUCUAUUAUACUUCUAUGUUAUCACAUUUUCUGCGGGGUUUUGAGGUUUUCUCAUUAACCAUAUACUGUUCUAAAUAAUUAUGUAAAGCUCAUUAUAUUGAUGCAAACGAGACUAUUCAAUAAACCAUCAUCUUUAUAAUUUAGAA
This is a messenger RNA of Octopus bimaculoides (California two-spot octopus), 4698 nucleotides long. Its product is annotated as calcyphosin-like protein. Gene Ontology annotation, molecular function: calcium ion binding. Lineage: Eukaryota; Metazoa; Mollusca; Cephalopoda; Octopoda; Octopodidae. The record is from RefSeq and is a predicted model, not a curated record.